Molecule: messenger RNA, 1339 nt
Organism: Stegodyphus dumicola
Lineage: Eukaryota; Metazoa; Arthropoda; Arachnida; Araneae; Eresidae
Product: nucleosome assembly protein 1-like 4
Biological process (GO): nucleosome assembly
Cellular component (GO): nucleus
Source: RefSeq, a predicted model, not a curated record
AUGUACUUCUUUUUAAUUGUACAUAAUUUUAAACGUAAUAUCUUAUUUAGUGUUGGACAGGCUGGUGAGGGACCAGAAGUAAAAAUUAACACUGGUGAUGAAGCUGUUGACAUUGAACAGAAUACUGCACAAACAGAAGGUCUAAAAGAUGCUGAUAUAAUGGCAGCUCUAAACAGUAAAUUAGGUUCCUUACUGUGUAAUAAUGCUUUCAAUCUGCCAAAGCCAGUCAAAAGGAAUGUGAAAGCCUUAAAAAAACUUCAGCUGGCUCAUGUGAAUUUGGAAGUAGAAUUUUUUAAAGAACUCCAUGAACUUGAAAUAAAAUAUGAAAAGAAAUUUGAAUCAUUAUAUGAAAAGCGAGCUGCUAUAGUAGCUGGUGAUGUAAUCCCAACUGAUGAAGAAUGUGAUUUCCAGUCAGACUCUGAAAAGGAAGCUGAGCUAUCAAAUGAAAUUCAGAAAGUCAAAGUUGAAGAUGAUACUGAAGCAAAAAUGGAUGUGCCUGAGGCUGAUAUUAAAGGCAUUCCAGAAUUUUGGUUGACAGCUCUUAAGAAUGCUCCUACUGUUGCAGAUUUGAUUGAGGAGUAUGAUGAACCUAUUUUAAAGCAUUUGAUAGAUAUAAAAGCAGUAACUUUGUCUGAUCCUAUGAGUUUUUACCUGGAAUUUCACUUUGAACCAAAUGACUAUUUCACUGACACAGUUUUAACUAAAUAUUAUGAAUUAAAAUGUGUUCCGGAUCCAACCGAUGUCUUUUCCUUUGAAGGGCCUGAAAUUGUUAGAUGCAAAGGUUGUACAAUUGAUUGGAAAAAAUCCAAAAAUGUGACUAUCAAGACAAUAAAGAAGAAGCAAAAGCACAAGGCCAGGGGUGCUGUUAGAACUGUCACAAAAACAGUUCAAAAUGAUUCUUUCUUCAACUUCUUUAAUCCUCCUGCAGUUCCAGAAGAUGAAGAUCAAAUGGAUGAUGAAACUCAGAAUAUCUUGAAUAAUGAUUUUGAAGUUGGUAACUUGAUAAAAGAUCGAAUCAUUCCUCAUGCAGUACUCUUUUUCACUGGUGAAAAUUUAGUGGAUGAUGAAUUUGAUGAAGAAGAGGAUGAAGAGGAAGAUGAAGAUUAUGAUGAAGAUGAGGAUGAAGAAGAGGAGGAGGAAGAUGAUGAUGAAAACGAUAAUCAGUGCCUGAAUCGAAAGAAGUCUCGAGGGCAGACACAGCAAAAUCAAUCUCAGCCUCCUCCUGAAUGUAAGCAGCAGUAAUAAAUUCUGAUUUUUAAGCCAUAUUUAACCCGUUCCAUAUUGAAGUAAAUAAAAAAACAGUUGCACUGUGUUAAUAAAGUUGCUUUUUUAAUAUGUC